AUGAAAUGUCUCCUAACAGUGUCAAUAAAAUUAGAGAGCUAUCUAUUCAGAUAUCCGAGAUAUGGGGAAGUGGAUCAGCGGGCGGCUCGACAUCUGCCCCCGCACGCCCUUCUAAUAAACAUAUCAAUGUGUUCUUGUGAACGACACUGGCCCUACGGCCCUCGGCCCGAAGGGUCAUUAUCGCGAACAGCGCGGCACAUUCCUCGCUGCACCGGCCGAACGCAGCGAAUAUUUCGACACAAUCUUCAUCAUAUAUUAGCGGCGGCCGGCUGUUGCCUGCUGACUGUACAAUGCCUCCUUUGUUUGGAAGCUCGUGCCUCCUCCGACACUAAGUGA
This is a messenger RNA of Danaus chrysippus (African queen), 336 nucleotides long. The record is from the annotation of a GenBank genome assembly. NCBI's taxonomy places the organism in Eukaryota, Metazoa, Arthropoda, Insecta, Lepidoptera, Nymphalidae.